CAGCCAAUCGACGACAUGGCUUUACUCUGACGCAUAAGGCGUGAUGACGACAACGGAAGCAAAAAGCGAAGCCCACAAGCGAUGUAAUUCACCCAAAGCUUUCCUUCUCUGUCUUUUAAAACUCCACGCUUUGGCCAAAUAAAAUCGACAUUAGCCCACCUGUCCCGUCGUCAAACAAACGAUCCAUCAUGUCGAAGCAGACCCUGGGGAAGAAAUAUCUAAGGAAUAUCAUCCGUCAUACCGAUGCUCACAACAAGAUCCAGGAAGAGACCGAGAUGUGGAAGAUGCGAGACAUGGAAGUCAAUCACGUGAGCGACGAAAAGACAAUCAGGGGUCACAUGCACUGUGAUCGAAUGUCCUAUCAGUCCAGAGUCUCCUCGGACCACGACGACAGGGAGGCUCGAUACUGGACGCGGAAGCUCUAUGAAUUCGAGGACAACGAUCCCGACAGAUGGGGACACAGUGGCUUCAAGGAGCUUUACCCAGAGGAGUUUGGGAGUGACAGUGAUAAAAGCAGUUCAAGCAAGAAGACGGAGCAGCACAGACACAGAGCGUCCAGGUCCAGACACUCCAAAAAAUCUUCCCAUAAGAAGAAGAAGCGGAAGAAAGAGGCGGAGGAGGGGAAGCGGAAAAGGUCCGAGGGGUCGUGCGCCGAUCGCGGCACCAGCGACGACGGCGGCGGCGGCGGCAACGCGGACAAAGACAAGCAGAGGGAGACGAAAAGCCGACAUCGGAGUAAGAAAAGCGACAAAGCGAGGGAGAGGAGGGACGAGGCAAGCGAGGAGGAGGGCGGCGGCCGACGGAGGCACAGUCACAAAAGGAGAAACCCGGACUCUCACAAACGCUCCGACUCGAAAAAGAAGCGGAGAAAAGACUGGCGAGCGGCGGGCGAGAAGAGCUCCGAUGAAAGCUCCGGGGAAUAAGACUUGCAGGGGAUAUCCUCACCUCAGGUCUUUUUCAACACUCCAAGGACCAUUCCAACACUUUUUACUCUUUAUACCUCUCAACUCGGGCUUACCGUUUUUCUUUUUAAAAAUUGUAUUUUAACAUUGAAUUACCAGCAUUUUUUCCCAGGUGUGGUGCAUGGUGUACCCUCCAGCUUGUCCCUCAACACAAUAAGUGGCAGGACAAUCAUUCAUUGCUGCAUUUAUUUUUUUAAAGUGGAUUUUUCUGAUUUUAAAUGUUUUUUUUUUUUUGCAACUGAAGCCUCACGCAGCUCUAAAUAUAAUAUACAGAAUAUUAAAAAACUGAAUCAAUCUGACCUGUAAAGAUUGGGCCUGCAAUUCAACACGAAGGGCCUUCACUCUCUCACUAGGCGAGAUGCAGUGUUUUUCAACCACUGUGCCGCGGCACACUAGUGCACCGUGAGGUAUUGUUUGGUGUGCACAGGGAAAGGAUGCAAUUCUAUUUAAUUGGUCCCAAAAAAUAUUGUUUGCAAAUCAAUAAAAUGUUGGAAACAAUAGCUGAUAGGCACACUGCAAAAUGUGAAAAGGGAUUUUUUUUGAAAAU
This is a messenger RNA of Nerophis ophidion (straightnose pipefish), 1509 nucleotides long. It is a transcript of the gene nkapd1, whose product is annotated as NKAP domain containing 1. The record is from RefSeq and is a predicted model, not a curated record. Bases 189 to 923 code for a protein of 244 amino acids. Lineage: Eukaryota; Metazoa; Chordata; Actinopteri; Syngnathiformes; Syngnathidae. The transcript has 6 exons.